AUGGAGAAACUACUCUCUGAAGAAUUACGGAACGGGACAACUGUCCAGGAGUUCAUCCUGGAAGGGUUUCCAGCUGUCCGUCACCUGGGCAAGGUGCUCUUUCCGGUGCACCUGCUGGCCUACCUGGCCUCCCUCACAGGAAACGCCAUCAUCAUCACCAUCACCUGUGCCCACAGCCGUCUCCAGACACCCAUGUACUUUUUCCUCAGCGUCUUCUCCGUCUUUGAGUGCUGCUUCACAAGCGCGGUUAUUCCCAAGCUGCUGGUUAUCUUUCUUUUAGGCAGUCAAACAAUUUCCUUUGCUGCCUGUUUCGUACAAGCCUUUUUCUUUAUAUUUCUGGGAGCAACAGGUUCGCUCCUCAUGGCGGUGAUGUCCUUGGAUCGAUACCUGGCCAUCUGCAAGCCUCUGCACUACGCCACCAUCAUGAGCCUGAGGACCUGCUUCCUCCUGGUGGCUGCCUGCGUUGCCAUGGGCCUCACCCUCAUCACUGCGCUGGUGACAAAGGUUUCCCAGUUAUCUUUCUGUGGCCCCAACGUCAUCCCUCACUUCUUCUGUGAUCUCGGCCCCCUGAUCCAGCUCUCCUGUUCUGACACCGGCUCUGUCGAGCUGUUGGUCUUUGGCCUCGCUUUCUUUAUCCUUUUCACAUCCCUCAUUAUAACCGUCAUUGCCUACGGCAACAUCGCGGUCACAGUCGUGCGUCUCCCGUCGGCCAAGGAGCGCCAGAAGGCUUUCUCCACCUGCUCGUCCCACCUCAUCGUCCUCUCUCUGAUGUACGGCAGCUGUGUCUUCAUCUACGUGAAACCAAAGAAAACCAACAGGCUGGACUCCAACCGAGAGGCCUCUCUUGUGAACACGGUGGUCACCCCGCUGUUACCCCCGUCAUCUACACUCUGCGGAACAAGCAGGUGCGCCAGGCUCUGA
Messenger RNA from Tupaia belangeri chinensis (Chinese tree shrew), 921 nucleotides. Its product is annotated as olfactory receptor 49. Bases 1 to 921 code for a protein of 306 amino acids. Gene Ontology annotation, cellular component: membrane. NCBI's taxonomy places the organism in Eukaryota, Metazoa, Chordata, Mammalia, Scandentia, Tupaiidae. Gene Ontology annotation, biological process: G protein-coupled receptor signaling pathway. Gene Ontology annotation, molecular function: olfactory receptor activity; G protein-coupled receptor activity. The transcript has 2 exons. The record is from RefSeq and is a predicted model, not a curated record.